Messenger RNA from Panicum virgatum (switchgrass), 2007 nucleotides. Its product is annotated as amino acid transporter AVT6A-like. The record is from RefSeq and is a predicted model, not a curated record. NCBI's taxonomy places the organism in Eukaryota, Viridiplantae, Streptophyta, Magnoliopsida, Poales, Poaceae. The transcript is spliced from 6 exons. Bases 302 to 1684 code for a protein of 460 amino acids. Gene Ontology annotation, biological process: amino acid transmembrane transport. Gene Ontology annotation, molecular function: amino acid transmembrane transporter activity.
GCCUCUCCGUAGCAAUUUGCCUGGCCGCGAUUCCCAGCCACGCUCUCUCCCCCCGUCCUUGUCUCGCGCCGUGGCAGCACGUUUCUCUCAUCUCUUCCUGUUCUACCUGCUUUCCGCUAAUCCCCUCCACUUCCGUCGCCUCAACGGCCCCGGGGGAGAAUCUCUUCCCAGCCAAUCCCAAAGUGUUCUCUUGCUUCGGUGUAUAUCCUACCCUCUGCCCCGCGAGAUUCUCGGCUAUUUCUGCUGUCCUGUGAAAUUGAGCGCAAGAAUCCGCUGCUCUGCUUUUGUUCGGAGAUUCGCCAUGGGCGGCGGCGGCGGUGGCAACGAGCGCUUCCCGGGGGGAAGCGACCCGCUGCUCCCGACGAAGCGGGAGGGGGAGGAGGACGACGCCGGCGCCUCCGCGUUCCACGAGUUCGACGGGGCAUCCUUCGCCGGCGCGGUGUUCAACCUCUCCACCACCAUCGUCGGCGCGGGCAUCAUGGCGCUGCCGGCCACCAUGAAGGUGCUCGGCCUCGUGCCGGGGCUCGUCAUGAUAGUGCUCGCCGCGCUCCUCACCGACGCCUCCAUCGAGUUGCUCGUGAGGUUCAGCCGCGCCGUGGGGGCGCGGUCCUACGGCGCCGCCAUGGGGGAUGCCUUCGGGUGGUGGGGCAGGAGGCUGCUCCAGGUCUGCGUCGUCAUCAACAACGUCGGUGUUAUGAUCGUCUACAUGAUCAUUAUUGGUGAUGUGCUUUCUGGAACUGAUUCUGGUGGUGAACACCACUAUGGUGUUCUAGAAGGAUGGUUCGGCAUGCACUGGUGGAAUGGGCGUUUCUUUGUUCUCCUGGUUACAACCCUUUGUAUUUUUACUCCACUAGCAUGCUUGAAGCGUAUUGAUUCAUUGAGCUAUACGUCCACAAUAUCUGUAGCUUUGGCUGUUGUAUUCGUUAUCAUUACUGCAGGCAUUGCUAUUGUCAAGUUGAUAGGUGGACAAAUUCCAAUGCCCAAAUUGUUUCCGGUGGUUCCAGAUUUGGCAUCUGUUUGGGAACUUUUUACAGCAGUACCAGUUCUUGUCACUGCUUAUGUUUGCCAUUACAAUGUUCACCCAAUUCAUAAUGAGCUAAAGGACUCUUCGCAGAUAAGGCCAAUAGUGCAUACAUCAUUGACACUGUGCUCGACUAUCUACAUCACAACAAGUUUCUUUGGAUACCUCCUCUUUGGCGAGUCUACGCUCUCUGAUGUGCUCUCAAACUUUGAUUCAAAUCUUGGGAUCCCAUAUAGUUCAGUUCUAAAUGAUGCUGUCAGAGUGAGCUAUGCUGUUCACCUUAUGCUCGUGUUCCCUAUGAUAUUCCAUGCACUGCGUCUUAAUUUGGAUGGGCUUCUCUUCGCAUCUGCAAGGCCUCUGUCUUCUGACAACAGAAGAUUUAGUGCAAUGACAGCAGUGCUCCUCCUGGUGAUUUUUGGGUCUGCAAACUUCAUUCCUAGUAUAUGGGAUGCCUUUCAAUUUACUGGAGCUACUGCUGCUGUUUGUAUUGCCUUUAUUUUCCCAGCUGCAAUCACUCUAAGGGAUCCACAAGGUAUAGCAAAGAAGUGGGACAAGAUUUUGGCUGUCUUCAUGAUUGUUCUUGCGGUUGUAUCAAAUGUAGUAGCGGUGUACAGCGAUGCCUACAAAAUGUUCCACAAGAAAAGUGCUCCUUCCCAGGCCUGAACUGGAAAAUCUGCUGAAGAUUUGUCUUCAUGGUGGUUUGUACAUUAGUAGUCAAUAAAAGAUUCAUUUAAAGGUUUCAUGUGAUUGAUUUUGAUAAUUUGUUUCACGGGCAAGGUCGACUCAAUCAUGUUGAGUUUCAUGUAUGUAUGUAUACUAGGAUGCACAAACCGUUAGAGUUCAGACUGAAGUGCUUCGGUACAGUAUAAAAAGCGGGGCAGUUGUGUCAAAUGUGAAAUUAUAGAGUUAUUAUUAUGGACUUCCUUUUGCAACUGCAUGUACAUUUUACUUUCAUGGGAUAGCUAUGAUUUGUGAAUUUGCUACAA